AUGAGCGACAUCCCCUCUCGAUUGUCUCCUCCUCUUCGCGGUGAAGCAUUGGCAACCCUGUUCCAGUCUCCGCCCAACAACAAAACCAUCUGUCAAUGCAUGAAGUGCAGAACGGGCGAACAAGCCUACAACAUCGUCUCGACAACAACAUACUACAAUCACUACUAUAUCUACGGGUUUCCUCCCGAGGUUCCCCAAGUCCGUAAUUACAGCACCUCCACCACAACAAGUCAGCCCUCCAACACUUCUGUCAAUCCCCUCUGGCCCCGGGCUCCAAUCCUGAUCAUUUUGGUUUCUCUCGAAAAUGGUAUCGAAGAAAUCGACCCGUUUUGCCUGGGAAUCGUCGAGGUCAUGACUGACUGCAACACGUCCGAUAGAGCGAUCAAGGAGAUUCUCAAAUAUAUUGGCAUAUAUACUGGAAACCCCGUGCCCACCAUCCCGAGUCUUUACAAAAUCCGAAAACGCAUGGACCAAUUAUCAACAGAGAGCGCAGUUUCUCUUCCUUGUUGCCGAAACAGCUGUAUUGCCUUUGAUGUCGAUCAUCAAUCGGAGAGAACAUGCCCGCAUUGUGGAGAAAAUCGGGGUUUAAGCUUUCGAAAGGUUCUCUCGAAUGGCGAGAUUCAACUUUCUGAAAAGAACGCCCAGACUUAUACGUACUAUGAGUUUAUACCCAAGCUCCAAAGCCUUUAUCAGAACCAGGAGUGGUUCGAUUUGAUUUGA
Molecule: messenger RNA, 720 nt
Organism: Polychytrium aggregatum
Lineage: Eukaryota; Fungi; Chytridiomycota; Chytridiomycetes; Polychytriales
Exons: 2
Coding region: 1-720 (239 amino acids)
Source: RefSeq, a predicted model, not a curated record